AUGUCCGACGACGAACCAGAGCAGACUAUAGCUGAGGACCUGGUGGUCACCAAGUACAAGAUGAGUGGUGACAUCGCCAACCCCAUUAGUUCCCAGCAGCAGCAGCAGCAGCAGCCAUGUGGUUUACCUGCGAGCCUCACGUACGCCAUCAUAACGGGCUGGCUGGCGAGCAGAGGCUCUCCGUCUGGUUGUGGAAACAGCCGUUCCCGGGGUGUCGGUGCUCAGCCUCUGUGUGAAGGGGGAUGCCUACAUCAUGGCUGAGACUGGAAAGGUCUUCAAAAAGGAGAAGGAAAUGAAGAAAGGCAUUGCCUUUCCCACCAGCGUCUCAGUUAAUAACUGUGUUUGCCACUUCUCUCCCCUGAAGAGUGACCAGGACUCCGCACUUAAAGAUGGAGAUCUGGUCAAAAUUGAUCUAGGAGUUCACGUUGACGGCUUCAUUGCCAAUGUUGCUCACAGCUUUGUCGUGGGAGCCAGUAAGGAGAACCCCGUUACAGGCCGUAAAGCUGACGUCAUCAAAGCGGCUCAUCUUUGUGCGGAAGCAGCUCUUCGCCUCGUUAAACCUGGGAACAAGAACACUCAAGUGACAGAAGCCUGGAACAAGAUUGCUCAGUCUUUCAAAUGCUCACCGAUAGAGGGUAUGCUGUCUCAUCAGCUAAAGCAACAUGUCAUAGAUGGAGAGAAGACGAUCAUUCAGAACCCAACAGAUCAGCAACGGAAGGACCAUGAGAAGGCAGAGUUCGAGGUACAUGAAGUAUAUGCUGUGGACGUUUUGAUAAGCACUGGAGAAGGAAAGGCCAGAGAUGCUGGUCUGAGGACCACCAUUUAUAAGAGGGACCCCAGUAAGCAAUACGGCUUGAAGAUGAAAACUUCCCGUACGUUCUUCAGCGAAGUUGACCGGCGCUUUGAUGCCAUGCCUUUUACUCUCCGUGCGUUCGAGGAUGAGGCCAGAGCCCGUCUGGGUGUGGUGGAGUGUGCAAAACAUGAAUUGAUACAGCCCUUCAGCGUGCUACAUGAGAAAGAGGGAGAGUGUGUAGCUCAGUUUAAGUUCACAGUGUUGCUGAUGGCCAACGGGUCUCACAGAAUCACCAGCGGACCCUUAGAGCCAGAGCUCUACAAGUCAGAGCAUGAAGUCCAGGAUGCAGAGCUACGGACUUUACUACAGAGCUCUGCAAGCCGUAAAACACAGAAGAAAAAGAAAAAGAAGGCCUCAAAGACAGCAGAAGAUGCGAUUGGACAGCCAACCGACGACACAGAAGCCGUACAAUGAAUUCUGCCUUCCCACACAUACAAGACCCCAAAGAGAAGCAGGAGGAAAUAUGACAAAUUGCCCCAAAUUCUCAGUCCAUUACACAUCUUUGAUUUCACAAAUGAAACGGCUGAUUUUUAGAUCUUACAUGGAUGCUUAACCCUUUCCUGCACUCAUUGAAAGUGCCAUGUUACUUUUUCUUCCCUUACUUGAGAAAUAAAGAAUAUUUCCAAAUAAUUUUACAUCUUUAAAAGUACAUGUUUCCACAUGGUACAUGUGAGACUGGUGCCUGCAUACCUUAUUUUACUUGACUAAUUUUUUGAUCCUCGUCACGUUUAUAUUAUUCACAACUUUCAAGUAAAAUGGAAGCUUACAGUGGGCAUUAACGUCAAUGGAUCAGUCUGUAUUUUACAACUGAAGGAUUAUUGAAUGACACAAACCAAAACAUGAGUCACAACGGGUUUAUCAAACCUGUUUAUUAUGUAAACAAAGAUUUAUAGUGAAAAACCUCUCAUAAAAUAUAUAUAUAAGAGUGAAAUCAGACGUUGAGUUUAUUCAGCCGGUGCUUUAUGAAAAAAAUGACCUUUUAGCAUUUAAAAACAUUGGAUCAAAAGCUGUAAAAGUUAAAUAAGUGUUCAUGGUUAGUCUUCCAUCAUCAAGGCUGUCAUUUAGUUGGAACUAGGGUUUUAACCAGACAAUAAUUUUAAAGUAUGAGCAAAUGAAAAGUCUGAGCAAAAGACUAAUAUUUGUAGGAAUACAAUACAUCAUGUCUACUUUAGGGAACCAACUGCUACAUGUACUGCCAUUCCCCUGACCUUUUUUGAAAAGAAAGAAUCUUAUAUGUUUCACCUUUUAAAGACUUUUCUAUUAGCGACACCCGUUACUUGCUUUACUACGUCAUUGGUCUUGUGAAACAUAACAUUUAAAGCUGACCAAGUUUAAUAAUAUAUUUUUUGUAUGGGUGUCUUCAUGGGAUUUGGACAAGUAAGAGAUCAUUUCAGGUCUUGACUUUCAUUUCGAGGUCUGGGUCAGAUUUAUCAACAGCUGAUUAUGUUGAGAACAUGAAAUCCUGCUUUGUAGCUCAAUCAGUGGGCAAUGGAACUUUACAUUUAAUGAAAUAAAACACUUUCAUACAUU
Molecule: messenger RNA, 2383 nt
Organism: Pseudoliparis swirei
Lineage: Eukaryota; Metazoa; Chordata; Actinopteri; Perciformes; Liparidae
Gene: pa2g4a
Product: proliferation-associated 2G4, a
Exons: 14
Coding region: 254-1267 (337 amino acids)
Source: RefSeq, a predicted model, not a curated record